GGCUCUGGCUGCUCUGGGCCCAGCGUUCUGGCUUGGCCUUGGGUGCCCCAGAUGCCGUCAUGGGAAACGUGUGUGUGUGCGCGUGCGCUUGUGGGUGACAGGUGUGCACUGAUGGGGACCAUGAGCGUUUUUGUCCAGCUACCCAGAGGACUGUGGAGCCAGCACUGAGCUGGGGGAGAGAGUUUGAGGGGUGGAUCGUAAACGAGGACGUAGACUGUAUAAAGAUAAAAGCGGGGAGGAAAAUGAGGCAGAGUGGCGGCGAGGACGUGAGGAGGGCUUUCGCAGCCAGGGGAGUCAGGGAAGCCUUCCCCAAGGAGGUAACCUUUAAUCUGGAUUGGUGACUGGAUUGAAGGACGGGACCCAGCCAUGCAAACAUCUGAGUCAAAAGUGACAGCUGUGCAAAGGCCCUGCGGCAGUAACUGGUAUGGUCAUUUCAAGGAGCAGAGAAAGCUUUGGUGGUUCCUCAGUAAGUUCAACACAGGGUUACCACGUGACCCAGCAAUUUCACUCCUACGUAUACACUCAAGAGAAUUGUACGUGGAUAUUCACAGUAGCCAAAGGUUGAAACAACCCAAAUGCCCAUCUGCGGUGGAUAAAUACGUGUCCAUCCACACACUGGAAAAUUACUUGGCCAUAAAUAGGAGCGAGGCGCCCACACCGCCGCCCCGCGGACGGACCCCAAACACACGACGCUCAGGGAGGGAACCAGACACGAGAGGCCACGCGGGUCUCCUGUCCAAGUAUGACCCCCAGAAGGAGGCUGAGCUCCGUAGCUGGAUUGAGGGGCUCACCGGCCUCUCUGUCGGGCCUGACUUCCAGAAGGGCCUCAAAGACGGCGUUAUCUUGUGCACGCUCAUGAAUAAGCUCCAGCCGGGCUCCGUGCCGAAGAUCAACCGCUCCAUGCAGAACUGGCAUCAGCUGGAAAACCUCUCCAACUUCAUCAAGGCCAUGGUCAGCUACGGCAUGAACCCUGUGGACCUGUUUGAGGCCAACGACCUGUUUGAGAGCGGGAACAUGACGCAGGUGCAAGUGUCCCUCCUCGCCCUGGCCGGGAAGGCCAAGACAAAGGGGCUGCAGAGCGGCGUGGACAUCGGCGUCAAAUACUCAGAGAAGCAGGAACGCAACUUCGAUGACGCCACCAUGAAGGCGGGCCACUGCGUCAUUGGGCUCCAGAUGGGCACGAACAAGUGCGCCAGCCAGUCGGGCAUGACAGCUUACGGCACGAGAAGGCAUCUGUACGACCCCAAAAACCACAUCCUGCCACCCAUGGACCACUCGACCAUCAGCCUCCAGAUGGGCACCAACAAGUGUGCCAGCCAGGUGGGCAUGACGGCUCCCGGGACCCGGCGGCACAUCUACGACACCAAGCUGGGGACGGACAAGUGUGACAAUUCGUCCAUGUCCCUGCAGAUGGGCUACACUCAGGGUGCCAACCAGAGUGGCCAGGUGUUCGGCCUGGGCCGGCAGAUCUACGAUGCCAAGUACUGCCCGCAGGGCCCGGCGGCCGACGGGGCUGCGGGCGACGGGCCAGGCCCGGGGGAGGCCCCGGAAUACGCCCCCUACCGCCAGGAGGAAGCGGGCCACUGAGGCCCAAGCGGGGCACCUCCACACAUCACCCUGUCUGCUUUUUGGGUUUUUCUGUUUUCUCUUGUUUUUCUGCUUGCCUGCGCACUGCCCGCCGGGUGUCUGUGGGGAGGGGUGGAGCCACAUGCAGGUACUGGCGGUGGGCAGGGCGCCUGCCAGAGUUUCCCAAAAGGCUUUGGGCUGACCUGGGAGGGGGAGGUGUUGGGGGAAGAAACCUGGGCAGGGAGGGACCUGCCCCAAAUGGCUUCCGGUGGCCUCUCCCUCUCUUCCCUUUUCUUUGCCGAUCAGUUUGCGGUUUCUGUCACCAGAGAAGCUUCGGGUAGUUUUCAUGAAAGAAAAAUAACUUUUUUGCAGGGGAGUGGGGGCGGGGGGGCACGGUGGAAGGGGUUGCCGGAAGGAAGCAGGUCCCCUGGGAGAGGGUCUUGUGUGGACCUGGGUCUCCUUAGCACUCUCAGCGCCCCCCCCCAGGCUCCCCCAGAGACCUGGUGGAGAAACUGAGGCUCAGGCAGGACACAAAGCCAGGCCCGCCCCCACCCUUCCCUACGUGUCCCCAUUCCUCUGCCAAGUGCUGCACAGGGAUCCCCGCCCCGAGGCCCCCCCGGGGGACUGGCCCCCAUCCAGGAGCCCUGGGACCAAGAGAUAAUGUGAAAUGUCAACUGUGGACCAAAGGCAAUAAACAUCUCUUUUUAGGAAGAAA
Molecule: messenger RNA, 2281 nt
Organism: Hyaena hyaena (striped hyena)
Lineage: Eukaryota; Metazoa; Chordata; Mammalia; Carnivora; Hyaenidae
Gene: CNN2
Product: calponin 2
Exons: 7
Coding region: 367-1587 (406 amino acids)
Biological process (GO): actomyosin structure organization
Molecular function (GO): actin binding
Source: RefSeq, a predicted model, not a curated record